AGGUUUUUGAAGAUGGCGGCCCUCAAGGCUCUGGUGUCCGGCUGUGGGCGGCUUCUCCGUGGGCUACUAGCGGGCCCGGCAGCGACCAGCUGGUCUCGGCUUCCAGCUCGCGGGUUCAGGGAAGUGGUGGAGACCCAAGAAGGGAAGACAACUAUAAUUGAAGGCCGUAUCACAGCGACUCCCAAGGAGAGUCCAAAUCCUCCUAACCCCUCUGGCCAGUGCCCCAUCUGCCGUUGGAACCUGAAGCACAAGUAUAACUAUGACGAUGUUCUGCUGCUUAGCCAGUUCAUCCGGCCUCAUGGAGGCAUGCUGCCCCGAAAGAUCACAGGCCUAUGCCAGGAAGAACACCGCAAGAUCGAGGAGUGUGUGAAGAUGGCCCACCGAGCAGGUAGAAGGCCCUGGGGACCAAGAGGGGCAGAGGGCUGCAGGCACUCUCUCCCCACCCAGCUGCCCCAUGUUUCAGCCCCUCCUGGAAGAAAAGUGGAUAUCCGGAGUGUUAAUUAUACUCACCACCCAAUGCCAACCUUCCCGCUCCCUUGGGCUUUCCCUCUGGCCCCCUCAGAGCUGCAGAGGGAGCUGCAAAGACUAUCCCCUCUUCCCCGCCACUCAGGUCUAUUACCAAAUCACAGGCCUCGGCUUCCUGAAGGAGUUGUUCCGAAGAGCAAACCCCAACUCAACCGGUACCUGACGCGCUGGGCUCCUGGCUCCGUCAAGCCCAUCUACAAAAAAGGCCCCCGCUGGAACAGGGUGCGCAUGCCCGUGGGGUCACCCCUUCUGAGGGACAAUGUCUGCUACUCAAGAACACCUUGGAAGCUGUAUCACUGACAGAGAGCAGUGCUUCCAGAGUUCCUCCUGCACCUGUGCUGGGGAGUAGGAGGCCCACUCACAAGCCCUUGGCCACAACUAUACUCCUGUCCCACCCCACCACGAUGGCCUGGUCCCUCCAACAUGCAUGGACAGGGGACAGUGGGACUAACUUCAGUACCCUUGGCCUGCACAGUAGCAAUGCUGGGAGCUAGAGGCAGGCAGGGCAGUUGGGUCCCUUGCCAGCUGCUAUGGGGCUUAGGCCAUGCUCAGUGCUGGGGACAGGAGUUUUGCCCAACGCAGUGUCAUAAACUGGGUUCAUGGGCUUACCCAUUGGGUGUGCGCUCACUGCUUGGGAAGUGCAGGGGGUCCUGGGCACAUUGCCAGCUGGGUGCUGAGCAUUGAGUCACUGAUCUCUUGUGAUGGGGCCAAUGAGUCAAUUGAAUUCAUGGGCCAAACAGGUCCCAUCCUCUUCAUGACAGCUGUGAGCUCCUUACUGUGGGAGAGCUGCAGGGAGCCAAGGUGGGCUGCCUGACACACUUGCCGCUCUCGUGUGAAUCCAAGAAACUGCGUUCCUCAAA
Molecule: messenger RNA, 1385 nt
Organism: Homo sapiens (human)
Lineage: Eukaryota; Metazoa; Chordata; Mammalia; Primates; Hominidae
Gene: MRPS18A
Product: mitochondrial ribosomal protein S18A
Exons: 5
Coding region: 13-825 (270 amino acids)
Biological process (GO): translation
Cellular component (GO): mitochondrion; mitochondrial inner membrane; ribosome
Molecular function (GO): structural constituent of ribosome
Source: RefSeq, a predicted model, not a curated record